Phasianus colchicus (ring-necked pheasant) is the source of this 676-nucleotide messenger RNA. RefSeq names its product olfactory receptor 14C36-like. The record is from RefSeq and is a predicted model, not a curated record. Gene Ontology annotation, cellular component: membrane. Gene Ontology annotation, biological process: G protein-coupled receptor signaling pathway. Lineage: Eukaryota; Metazoa; Chordata; Aves; Galliformes; Phasianidae. Gene Ontology annotation, molecular function: olfactory receptor activity; G protein-coupled receptor activity.
UUUCCGCAGAGUAUUGCAUUCUCACCAUCAUGUCCUAUGACCGCUACGUUGCCAUCUGCAAGCCCCUGCACUACGGGACCUUGAUGGACAGCAGAGCUUGUGCCACCAUGGCAGCAGCUGCCUGGGGCACUGGGGUUCUCUAUUCCCUGCUGCACACUGCCAAUACAUUUUCCCUGCCUCUCUGCCAAGGCAAUGCCAUCAAUCAGUUCUUCUGUGAAGUAGCCCAGAUUUUCAAGCUCUCCUGCUCUGGUUCUUACCUCAGAGAAGUUGGGCUUAUCAUAUUUAGUGUUUUAAUCUUUCUUGCUUGUUUUGUUUUCGCUGUGCUGUCCUAUGUGCAGAUCUUCAGGGCCGUGCUGAGGAUGCCCUCUGAGCAGGGACGGCACAAAGCCUUCUCCACAUGCCUCCCUCACCUGGCCGUGUUCUCCCUGUUUCUCAGCACUGGCCUGGCUGCCUACCUGAAGCCCCCCUCUGUCUCUUCUUCAUCCCUGGACCUGGUGGUGUCAUUUCUGUACUCGGUGGUGCCUCCAGCAGUGAACCCCCUCAUCUACAGCAUGAGGAACCAGGAGCUCAAGGAUGCUCUUCGGAAACUGAUGACCAAAUGCGUUUCGAAAGCAGUGAACUGCCCACCUUUUUCUAUCUAAGAGUUGUAAUACAGAUAUUAACAGAAUCAAACUGU